AUGACGACGAUGAUGUCGGAUCUUUCUGGGGGCUUGGUAACAGAGAUUUUGGAUAAUUCAGCGGCGAAAAAAAAUCAGUUUCUGGGGUUCAUGAUGAUGGACGAUAGGGUUUGCUCUCUGAGGUUUGAUCUCCAAGGAAUCCGAAACGAAGGAGAAGGAGGAGACUUGUUGGUUGAUCCAUCUGUAAAUCAGAUAAGCCUUCUAGACCAAAUCGAGGUACAUAAACUCUUUCACUGCGACGGUUUAGUCCUAUGCGUUCUCUUCGACGGUUCCAAGCUCUUGGCAUGGAAUCCCUAUUUGGGGCAAACGAGAUGGAUCCAACCCAUGAAAAGUUUCCACUUAUUAGACAGGUAUGCUCUUGGCUAUGACAACAUUAACAACCGUAACCACAAAGUCUUGAGGUUUGUUGACGAUUACGUCACUGAGGAAGACCAGCCUUUUGGGUACGAAAUCUACGACUUCAGCUCUGAUUCAUGGAGGGUUCUCGAUGUCACUCCCGACUGGGAUAUUGUGUUUUACCAACGCGGCAUGUCUUUGAAGGGAAAUUCUUACUUUCACGCUCAACAAAAACUCAUGCCAGGAGUUGAACCUGAAGACGACGACAUAGAUACUACAGACCUUCCUGUUUUUCUACUCUGUUUUGAUUUUACAGCUGAGAGAUUUGGACCACGUCUUCCUCUGCCCUUUCACUCUUAUGGUGAAGAGACUGUGUCUCUCUCUUGUGUCAGAGAAGAGCAGCUCGCUGUCUUGUAUCAUAACUACAACUUAUACUUGGAGAUUUGGAUUACCACUAAGAUCGAGCCUACUGCCGUGUCUUGGAGCAGGUUUUUAGUUAUGGAUAUGAAACCAAUCACUGGCUUUAAGUUUUGUGUCGAAGCUGGGAGUUUCUUCAUUGACGAGGACAAGAAUGUCGCCGUGGUUUUCGAUCUUGACGGAUAUAAACCAACCGAGACUUGUCGCUACCAGUCAGCUCACAUCAUUGGACAAGAUGGAUACUUCAAGUCUGUGAAUUUCAGAGAAGCUCCCAAUCUAGGGACACCUGACAGUUAUGGAUUUACUUCCCCCAUAUAUUGUGUCCCACUUGUCUGCCCUUCUUAUGUCCCAAGUUCAGUGCAGAUUUGA
Messenger RNA from Capsella rubella, 1122 nucleotides. RefSeq names its product F-box/kelch-repeat protein At3g13680. The coding region runs from base 1 to 1122 and encodes 373 amino acids. NCBI's taxonomy places the organism in Eukaryota, Viridiplantae, Streptophyta, Magnoliopsida, Brassicales, Brassicaceae. The record is from RefSeq and is a predicted model, not a curated record. The transcript has a single exon.